AUGGAUAGGAGAAGUGUGGGUGAAACAGAAAAUGGAGACGCCUUCCUUGACCUGAAGAAGUUGCAGACCUCCAGAUUGCCUCACCGCUACACAAAAGAGGAGCUCUUGGAUAUAAAAGAACAUCCCUAUUCCAAACAAAGGCCUUCAUGCCUUUCAGAAAAAUAUGACAGUGGUGACGGCGUCUGGGACCCGGAGAAGUGGCAUGCCUCUCUCUACCCAGCUUCAGGGCGGAGCUCGCCAGUGGAAAAUCUCAAGAAAGAGCUGGAUCCAGACCGAGCUUCCUUGGUGCGCAGGGUAGCAGAUCCCCGAGAGCGCGUGAAGGAAGACGACUUAGAUGUUGUUCUCAGUCCACAGAGAAGAAGCUUUGGCGGAGGCUGCCACGUGACGGCUGCUGUGAGCUCCCGGUGCACAGGAAGCUCGCUGGAGAAAGACAGCGAUGGGCUUCGCCUGCUGGGUGCUCGCCGCAUCGGCAGUGGGAGAAUCAUCUCUGCUCGGACGUUUGAGAAGGAUCACCGCCUUAGCGAUAAGGACCUCCGGGACUUGAGAGACAGAGACCGCGAGAGGGACUACAAAGACAAGCGUUUCAGGAGAGAGUUUGGGGACAGUAAGCGUGUCUUUGGUGAGCGUCGGAGAAAUGAUUCCUACACAGAAGAGGAGCCAGAGUGGUUCUCGGCUGGCCCUACAAGUCAGUCUGAAACCAUUGAGCUGACGGGCUUCGAUGAGAAGAUACUGGAAGAGGAUCCCAAAGGGAGGAAGAGAACACGGCGCCGGACGGCUUCCGUGAAGGAAGGCCUAGUCGAGUGCAAUGGAGGAGUGGCCGAAGAGGAUGAGGUGGAGGUCAUUCUUGCGCAGGAGCCUGCAGCUGAUCAGGAGGUGCCGAGGGACGCCAUCUUGCCCGAGCAGUCCCCAGGAGAAUUUGACUUUAAUGAGUUCUUUAACCUUGAUAAGGUGCCGUGCUUGGCUUCGAUGAUAGAAGAUGUUUUGGGAGAAGGGUCGGUCUCUGCCAGCCGCUUCAGUAGGUGGUUCUCUAACCCCAGCCGGUCCGGAAGCCGCUCGAGCAGCCUUGGGUCCACACCACAUGAAGAACUGGAACGGCUUGCAGGUCUGGAGCAAGCUAUCCUCUCUCCUGGACAGAACUCGGGGAAUUACUUUGCUCCUAUACCACUGGAAGAUCACACCGAAAAUAAAGUUGAUAUUUUGGAAAUGCUACAGAAAGCCAAAGUGGACUUAAAACCUCUUCUCUCCAGCCUUUCUGCAAAUAAGGAAAAACUGAAAGAAAGCUCACAUUCAGGAGUGGUUCUUUCAGUGGAAGAGGUAGAAGCAGGGCUCAAGGGUUUGAAGGUGGACCAACAAGUAAAGAAUUCAACUCCCUUCAUGGCAGAACAUUUAGAGGAGACCCUCAACGCUGUAACAAACAAUCGGCAGCUGAAAAAAGAUGGAGAUAUGACUGCGUUCAACAAGCUCGUGAGCACCAUGAAGGCAAGCGGGACUCUGCCUUCGCAGCCCAGAGCCAGUCGAAACCUUGAAAGCCAUUUGAUGUCUCCUGCUGAGAUUCCAGGCCAGCCUGUGUCUAAGAACAUCCUCCAGGAACUUCUGGGUCCACCUAUCCAGAGACCGGCUUCUUCCAAUCUUCUGAGUGGCCUUAUGGGAAGCUUGGAGCCCACAGCAUCUUUACUGGGCCAAAGAGCACCCUUGCCCCCCUUGUCACAGGUGUUUCAAACGCGAGCAGCCUCAGCAGACUAUCUUCGCCCUAGGAUAUCAUCACCAGUCGGCUUCUCAUCGGGGCCACAGCAGCUUCUGGGAGACCCGUUCCAAGGCAUGCACAAGCCCAUGAGCCCCAUCACAGCCCAGAUGAGCCAGCUGGAGCUGCAGCAGGCCGCUUUGGAGGGGCUGGCCUUGCCACCUGACCUUGCAAUGCAGACAGCUAACUUCUACCAGCCUGACUUCGGCAAACCACAGGUGGAUAGAACCAGAGAUGGAUUCAGAAACAGGCAGCAGCGAGUGGCCAAGUCGCCAGCACCCGUGCAUCAAGGGAAUUCCUCUUCGCCUGCUCCCUCAGCCUCCAUCACAAGCAUGCUUUCUCCUUCCUUCACCCCUACCUCAGUGAUUCGUAAGAUGUACGAGAGCAAAGAGAAAAGCAAGGAGGAGCCGGCACCUGGCAAAGCUUCUCUUGGUGACAGGAAAGAGGACACGCAGAAGGCCAGUGAAGAGACCCUCCUGUCAUCCAACUCUGUGUCCAAUGCCGAUCAAGAUUCCUCGCCCACUACACAUCCCAAACUCUCAACGCUGCAGCGGUCUUCCUGUUCUAUGUCCAUGUCCCAAACCAACCGUUACACCAAAGAACAAGAUUAUCGCCCUAAAAUGACUGGGAGAAAAACACCCACGUUGGCUUCCCCAGUUCCAGGAGCACCUUUUCUCCGCCCUGUCCACCAAGUCCCCCUUGUCCCUCAUGUACUGAUUGUGCGGCCUCCACACCAGCUUCACCCAGGACUGGUCCAGAGGAUGCUGACCCAGGGAGUACACCCUCAGCAUCUGCCAAGUUUGCUUCAAGCUGGUGUGCUUCCUCCUGGGAUGGACCUGACUCAUUUACAGGGACUGUCCGGCCCGAUCCUGGGCCAGCCCUUCUACCCCUUGCCUGCUGCUGGUCACCCUCUCCUAAACCCCCGUCCUGGGACACCUCUGCACCUGGCAGUGAUGCAGCAGCAGCUCCAGCGCUCAGUUCUGCAUCCUCCAGGUUCAGGUUCUCAGACAGCGGCUGUCAAUGUCCCAAUGACGCCCCAGAAUGUGCCCAGCCGGUCAGGCCUGCCAUUUGAAAGGGCCUGCUCCAACCUUAAGCCGGGCUGA
Molecule: messenger RNA, 2844 nt
Organism: Elephantulus edwardii (Cape elephant shrew)
Lineage: Eukaryota; Metazoa; Chordata; Mammalia; Macroscelidea; Macroscelididae
Gene: EIF4ENIF1
Product: eukaryotic translation initiation factor 4E nuclear import factor 1
Exons: 19
Coding region: 1-2844 (947 amino acids)
Biological process (GO): negative regulation of translation
Cellular component (GO): cytoplasm; nucleus
Molecular function (GO): mRNA binding
Source: RefSeq, a predicted model, not a curated record